AUGCCUCGGGGCGUCUCUUUUUCAUCGGGCCCCGUGGCCCCCGCGUGGCAAGCCGCGCGGCCCAGCCGCGCUUCGCUUUGUGACGGGGCUUUGCAACAAGACGUCUUGCCCUCUUGCGAACAGUAUGCCACGAUCAUUGAGGAGGAAGGCAUCAAUUAUCUCUACAUGAAGACAGUGGAGAGAGCUCACUCGCCGAAGAAUCUCUGGGAGAGAGUGAAGCUGUCCAGGAACUACCUUCAGGCGCUGGAGCAGAUCAACAAGCACCUGGAGUACUGGCCAGACCACAUGAUAAACCGCUGCAAGCAGAGGCUAACCAAGAUGCGGCAGAUGCUGAUCAGGAUGCGCAAGCUGGCGUUGAAGGGUGGUCCAAAGCUUGUACCGAUCAAGAAGAAGACAGAGCGGCGGGAAGCUGUGAGAGAGCUGAAGGCUGAGACUGCGGCAAAAGUGGACUUGGCCAUUGAAAGGGAGUUGCUGGAAAGGCUUAAGCAGGGCACCUAUGGUGACAUCUACAACUUCCCAAAGCAGCAGUUUGAGAAUAUCAUGGACAAAGAUGAGGAGCUCCAAGAGGAGGCUGAAAGCGCCAGCGACAUGGAGUUUGUGGAGGAUUUCGGUGAGGACGAGUGGGAAGACCUUGACAACAAGGUGGAGCAGGUCGAGGUCGAGGGCAGCUUGGGCUUUGGAGACAUCGAGGAUGCGAUGCCUUCCAAGAAGAGGCGCAAGGCCCGAGUGGAAGUGGAGUACGAGGAAGAGAUGGCCACGAGGUGA
Molecule: messenger RNA, 765 nt
Organism: Effrenium voratum
Lineage: Eukaryota; Dinophyceae; Suessiales; Symbiodiniaceae
Source: the annotation of a GenBank genome assembly